This is a messenger RNA of Lachancea nothofagi CBS 11611, 2220 nucleotides long. The record is from the annotation of a GenBank genome assembly. Lineage: Eukaryota; Fungi; Ascomycota; Saccharomycetes; Saccharomycetales; Saccharomycetaceae.
AUGAGGAAAGUGCUGGCAUGCGAGAAGUGCCGUACAAGCAAAAUCAAAUGUCGGCACCAAGGAUCAGCGCCAUGUGAUGCGUGCAGAGGUAAGUCAUAUGGAAACUUAUGCAUCUUGAGUCUCCCCGUGAUAAAAAAAAUCCCAAAAUCAAUUAUUCCUGUACUGCCUGAAUCUUCAGGCUUUAAGGAUUCCGAAGUGUGCAGCCCCCUAAGCACUCUUUCAAAUUUACCCUUAAGCUUGAAUGCCGACUUUUUGCAUCGCAGUCCCCGAAGUUCUUCAGAACCUAAUUAUACAAGAGCACGCCGCACUUCUUCAGAAGUCAAUAACACAAGAAAACGCCGCAGUCAUAGAGUCAGAAAGCCUGAAACGCAUGUGGGCUCCGACAGCGAAAAGGAGCGCUCUGUCUACGAAUCAUUUUCGCGUACAUCGCCCGUGAAUCAUGUUGGUCCCACUCCUAUAAACUUGUUAUUGUCCAGAAAUCUUCCGAGCGAUCCAGAAAUGUUAUCUCACCCUGAAAGAUCAGAAACAAUGAGCGAGGUUAUAUCCCAAAUUCCAGAAGCUAUCUUGCGAUUAGUUAUCACGCAAACCUCGGGCAGUUUUCCGGAGCUUGCAUUCUUACACAUGCCAUCGCUUCUACAUGACGUUAAAAAAUCGGACCCGCUGAUUACUGGCGCACUCCUAGACCUUUUUACUUCUUUCAAUCGAAAAUAUGAUCAUGGCCCUUACCGCGAAUGGCUAGGGCCCGGAUCUCGUUAUGUUAAAGAAAAGCUUUACGGGAAAAUCGUCAUCCGUGAAGCAAUUUCUCCAAAGUUUCUUCUCUACAGACCUUCGAUAGAAGUUGUUCAAGCUUUGAUAAUAUUAGCGCUUUCUUAUUGGGGUAAAGGCGACUAUUUUAUGUGUUGGAUGCUUCAUGGAAAUGCCUCGAGAAUGUUGCAAGCCUUUGGAUUCUGCUUUCCUCCCUCCGGUACUUAUAAUGAGGACGCAUCAUAUGUUCCAGAUUGGACUAUCUCCAAUUUGGGAGAACUUGACUCUGAAAGGCUAAAUAGAACAUACUGGUCUUGCUUUAUGAUUGAUAGAAUCACGGCAUUUGGAAAUAAUAGGUCUUUUGCAUUUUCGAAGUCGAGAUACGAGAAGGUGCCUCUGCCUCAUGAUAUGCGGACAUUCACUCUCAUGACCAAUUCAACCUGUGCGCAGCCAGUCGCGGACCUUAUAACUACCAAACUUUACAAUAACCAGCUUGGAAAUCAUAUCCCCCGCCGAAAUAUUGGUGAGCACGCCAUUUACAUCAAAAUAUUCUCCAUCUGGGGGGAAAUCAACGAAUAUCUAAUGCAAGGGGGUAGGUAUACUCAAACGCUACCUCCUUGGGAUGAUAAUUCUCUUGUUUACAAGAUACGUGGUGAACUAAAGAAGUGGUGGGAAUUAUUGCCUAUCCAUUGGCGCUGGACGACUGAAAGAUUAACCUUACAUCGAACUAUGGGGACAGACACAAUCUUUUCCAUGAGUAAUUGCUUAUACCAUUUAUGCAUAACCUACAUAAAUAGGGAGCAUUUGCCAUUUCUGCCGCAUUCUAUUCAGUGUCCCUCGGGCCCCACAGAAGAGCCUUUGUUAUCUGACCCAUUAGACAAAGACUACUGGAAAACGAGUGCUACCGAAUGCUUUCAAAGCACGAGAUCGAUGUGCAUAAUACUUAAUACACUGAUUGAAACUGAAAACAAGGAAGGACUGGAAGGUUGCUUCAAUUCUAGAACAACUAACGUUUUCUAUUGCUUCUGUGCAUUUGUUGCCAGUAUAGAAUCCAUGUAUGGUACGAAAUUUCACUGGAUGAAUCCAACUAGAAACUCAAAUACACUCAGUCUAGAGACUUGUUAUUUACAAAUGUUCAACUUCUUAAAGGCGAAGCAAGAUACAGUGAAGAUAGCUCAAAACUGGCUAGAAAUUGCUAAUAGGGUGAUGGAAUUGUAUGAGUUCGUUGCAAAAAAUAGAGAACAGGCAGCAGAAUUAAACUUGGGCAGAAACAACCUCAGACAGCUAGUGGAUUUGAUCCAAUUGGUGAAUACUGGAAUAACACGUGAGAGUAUUGAUCACGGUAUACAACUUGAGAACACUUCUGCGAGAAGAGAACUUGACAAUCAUAUUGGGGACUUCUCGGGAUUUAACAUUGAGGACCUCAAUUUCUUUUUAAAUGAGGAUGUAAACAUUUUGCAGCAAUUCACUUUGUAG